UCACACCGAUGCGUUUCUCGUCUAAAAAUAGCGAUAGGAAUUUGCGUUUUUUGGUGACUAUUUAACACCAGUUUUUCCAAAUCGUGUCAUAUUUUUUUAAAAUUAGAAUCAACCGAGGAUAUCCAGAAGAGAGUAGGAACAUAGUUUGGUUUAAGAGGCAUUUUGAAGCCGUUUUGCUCGAGAGCUACGGCUGAGCACUCGGUGUACUGUCUGCCUGCUGCAUAUGCACAAACGGAACGUCGACUGACAUCGGUGAAUGGUGUGUCACCGACAAUUUUGGGUGUUCACCGAACUGCGAAUAUACAAAGUUUUGAUGUUUUUAAAUCAACGUGAAGACGACUUCAAAUCAAAAUGAGUUUAACGAAGGGUACGAAGAAAGACACAAAGAUGCGGAUUCGGGCUUUCCCGACUAACAUGGAUGACAAGUAUGUUGACAACAUCUGGGCUUUGCUGAAGAACGCUAUACAGGAGAUCCAACGUAAGAAUAAUAGUGGUCUUAGCUUUGAGGAGCUAUAUAGGAAUGCCUACACCAUGGUGCUACAUAAACAUGGUGAACGACUAUACACAGGGCUUAGAGAUGUCGUCACUGAACAUCUAGUGGAAAAGGUUCGAGCUGAUGUUCUGACGUCACUGAAUAACAACUUCUUACAGACACUAAACGCAGCAUGGAAUGACCAUCAGACUGCCAUGGUGAUGAUCAGAGAUAUCUUGAUGUACAUGGACCGUGUAUACGUACAGCAGAACAAAGUGGACAAUGUAUACAACCUGGGGCUGAAAAUAUUCCGUGAUCAGGUGGUCCGCUACGGUAACAUUCGUGACCAUCUACGACAGACUCUACUUCAGCUGGUCAUGAAGGAACGUAGAGGAGAAGUUGUCGACAGAUCAGCAGUAAAGAAUGCUUGCCAUACAUUGAUGGUUCUUGGAAUUGACUCCAGAUCAGUUUAUGAAGAAGACUUUGAGCAACCCUUCUUAGAACAGUCAGCUGAGUUUUAUCAGGCGGAGAGCCAGAAGUUCCUUGCUGAAAACAGUGCUUCAGUUUACAUCCGCAAGGUUGAGGCUCGUAUUAAUGAAGAGGCAGAGAGGGCAGCACACUACCUAGAUAAAUCAACAGAGGAACCUAUUGUUAAGGUUCUAGAGGAUGAGUUGAUAAGCAAACACAUGAAGAACAUUGUUGAUAUGGAAAACUCAGGUGUAGUCCACAUGCUGAAAAACAACAAGAAAGACGACUUGGCGUGUAUGUACAAGCUUUUCAUUCGAGUCCCUAAGGGUCUGGAGACGAUGUGCAAGUGUGUGAGCGGGUAUCUAAGGGAGCAAGGCAAGGCAUUGGUACAAGAGGAGGACUGUGGAAAGAAUCCCAUACAGUAUGUCCAGGACCUGCUAGAGCUGAAGGAUAGAUUCGACAUGUUCUUGCGAGAAUCGUUCAACAAUGAUCGCAAGUUUAAACAAACCAUCUCAGGAGAUUUUGAAUACUUCCUCAACCUCAACGCCAAGUCCCCUGAGUACUUGUCCUUAUUCAUCGAUGACAAGCUAAAGAAAGGCGUCAAAGGGCUAACGGAACAAGAAGUGGAAGCAAUCUUGGACAAGAGCAUGGUGUUGUUUAGGUUCUUACAAGAGAAGGAUGUCUUUGAGCGUUACUACAAGCAACAUCUUGCAAAGAGACUACUUCUUAAUAAGAGUGUUUCUGAUGACUCAGAGAAAAACAUGAUCUCAAAGCUUAAGACGGAAUGCGGCUGCCAGUUCACAUCCAAACUAGAAGGAAUGUUUAAAGACAUGACUGUGUCCAACACCUUCAUGGAUGAGUUCAAGAAUCAUGUACAAACAGCUCAAAUCAACAUGUAUGGAGUAGAUCUCAGUGUUCGAGUCCUAACUACUGGAUUCUGGCCCACUCAGUCCGCCACACCACAGUGCACCAUACCACACCAGGCUAGAGGAGCCUUUGAAGCCUUCAAGAGGUUCUAUUUGACAAAACACACAGGGAGACAGAUCUCACUAACACCACAGCUCGGCUCAGCAGAUCUACAUGCAGUAUUUUACGGCUCAAAAAAGGAGGUUGGUAAGAGUGAACUGAAGAGACACAUCAUCCAAGUUUCUACAUAUCAGAUGUGCAUCCUGAUGCUAUUCAAUUCAAGAGAACAAGUCACGUAUGAGGAGAUUGGCCAAGAGACGGAUAUCCCAGCGAAGGACCUGAUACGAGCAUUACAGUCACUUGCCUUAGGGAAACCCACGCAGAGAAUAUUAGUCAAAGAUCCCAAGUGUAAAGAAAUCGAAAAUAGUCACAUUUUUACAGUCAACGAUCAGUUCACCUCAAAGCUAUUCAGGGUCAAGAUCCAAACAGUGGCGGCUAAAGGCGAGUCUGAACCAGAGAGGAAAGAAACCAGGACGAGGGUCGAUGAAGACAGGAAGCAUGAGAUAGAAGCAGCAAUCGUUCGCAUCAUGAAGUCCAGGAAGAAGAGACAGCAUAAUGUACUAGUAGCAGAGGUUACCGAACAGCUCAAAUCUAGGUUUCUACCAAGUCCAGUGGUCAUCAAGAAGAGAAUAGAAAGCCUUAUUGAGAGGGAGUAUUUAGCCAGGACGACAGAAGACAGGAAAGUCUACACAUACGUAGCAUGAGAUAAACAAGAAGUGCAGUGUAAAUUAUCGGUCCUUCAACCCCAGAGUGGAAACAACACAAGUCAUCUUAUUAUAUUUUAUUUUAAUAAACAAAAAGCAUUGAAUUGAGGCUCAUUCUGUAGCAGUCAUUUCAUCCAUUGAUUCAAGAAGCAGUAUAAAGGAUUUUGCAGUGUUAAUAAAUCCAACUUGACCCCAACAUCACAGAGCUAAAUAGCCAAGAAAAGUUGCUUAUCAUUUCAAAAAUGUGUGCUAAGCAGAAUCAGAUGAGCAGCCAAAGCAUCGUGUAAUGUAGGUUGUUUGUGACUGGUGUCCAUGACAAAAAGAUUCGGUGAGCAACAUGUUCUGUUUAAAAAGCUCUAUGAAAUUAAGUCUUUUCAUUUUCUUAUGACCAGAGACAGGGGGUGGGGGUGAUAGAUUUGUUUUGUUUUAAUCACAAGUUCAUCUAUGGUGAGCUUAACGUUGACUUUUUAAUCAUGUUGGGUUUUUAUUUUUUGUUAUUUAAGUUAACACCCAUUGAAACCCUGUGGUGUAGACAUGUCUGCCUCACAACAUGUUACAAUUGAUUGUUUUUGUCCCAGCUUUAUUUACUUAUUAUAACAGCUUGAUUUUUGCAAUGAUUAGGACUUCACACGACAGCAACAUUUUGUAAUUUACAUAAAAAACCACCCACAAUUGUGAUGAAGCCAGUACUGCAGAACCAAAUCAUCUUGGAUGUGGAGUUUAUGGAUAUGGUUGGUUCUGAGCCUAAUCGUUGGGGUUGGGGAUGUCUCAAUAAGUCUGGGUUUUGGUUUUUUGUUUUAAUUAUUAUAUCUGAGGGUGAGCAAUAUAUGAUAAUGCACUCUCCAUUAUGCAAAUUCAGCUGCCAACAACUAAUAAUCAAUGUAUUUAUUUUUGAUAAUUUUUUUUAAUUGCCAACAGUUUGUGUCCACUGUGACCUGGUCUAGGCUUUUGCAGUUUCAUUUAAGAAGUCCUUGCUAAAAACCCAGAUCUAUCUGUGCACUGAUUGGUCAGUUUCGCUGCUUAUCCGGUUCUAUCUGAGCACUGAUUGGUCAAUUCAUUGCUCAUCAGGUUCUAUAUCAGUGCUCUGAUUGGUCAGUUCACUGCUAAUCCAGUUCUAUCAGUGCUCUGGUUGGUCAGUGUAAUUGCUAAUCCAGUUCUAUCAGUGCUCUGAUUGGUCAAUGUCAUUGCGAAUCCGGUUCUAUCGGUGCUCUGAUUGGUCAGUGUAAUUGCUAAUCCAGUUCUAUCAGUGCUCUGAUUGGUCAAUGUCAUUGCUAAUCCGGUUCUAUCAGUGCUCUGAUUGGUCAGUGUGAUUGCUGGUCCAGUUCUAUCAGUGCUCUGAUUGGUCAGUGUAAUUGCUAAUCUAGUUUUAUCAGUGCACUGAUUGUUCAAUAUCAUUGCUAAUCCAGAUGAGCUAUGAUUUGUUUGUCAUCGGAAGUUAUUUUGGACAAUGAGAGGCAUUUUGGUUAAAGUGUCAUAUCGAUACACACAUUUAAUAAAACACUGUUAUUAUAUUUCUAACAUGUAAAUCAUUGAGUAAAAGGACUAUUAGCCAACAUACACCCCCCCCCCUUCUUAUUCCUGUCCAAUUGAGCAACAGACGCAAGAAGGUACAUUCAUGUUCAUUGCGUCUCACAAGAUACACCCCCCCCCUUCUUAUUCCUGUCCAAUUUGAGCAACAGACGCAUUGCGUCUCACAAGAUCAGAGCCCAGUUUCAUAUACACACUGUAGCUGCUUAAGCACACGAACAACAGAGUAAGGUGACCAGCUAACAUACCAUGUCACAUGAACAAUCUGCGACUAAUAUCCAGCUUACUUUUGCUUAGCAGAUAAACACUCUGCUUAGGGGAACUCAAAAUUUUGUCCUGGAAAGAAAACAAAUGGGACUUCAGAGUUUGAAAGUCCUGCUUACUAUUAUUUUUUGGAGCGUGUAGAAGAGGAGCCUAUAAAUGUGAGGACGGUGGAUUCUUACUUACAUAAAUCUGUAUUGACGCUAACUAUAUGUUAUAAUUAUUGAUAAAGGGCUUUAUACUAGAUAAGCUCUGGGACAAAACUGUGUGUUUUAUGCAUUCACAUUGUACAGUAUCACAAUAAGCAUCUUGUUAAUAUCAAAUGAGCUUGAUGCAGCUCAUACAAAACUACGGAAAUAAAACAAUAUUAUGUUUAAUUUUCUUUGGAAAUAAAACCAACAUUUGGUGUACAUUUUGUUAUGUGCUUAUAGCGUGCAAUUGGA
Messenger RNA from Asterias rubens (European starfish), 4841 nucleotides. Its product is annotated as cullin-3-like. Gene Ontology annotation, biological process: protein ubiquitination; ubiquitin-dependent protein catabolic process. NCBI's taxonomy places the organism in Eukaryota, Metazoa, Echinodermata, Asteroidea, Forcipulatida, Asteriidae. Bases 352 to 2610 code for a protein of 752 amino acids. The transcript is spliced from 20 exons. Gene Ontology annotation, molecular function: ubiquitin protein ligase binding. Gene Ontology annotation, cellular component: Cul3-RING ubiquitin ligase complex. The record is from RefSeq and is a predicted model, not a curated record.